GCCUUGAAUAGGGUCAAACAGCAGGCCUACCGCCCCGUUCAUAAACGCUACCAAUCCAUUCACCGAGGGAGGCCACGGAGACAGAACUUCCUUCCGAACGCAACAAUAUGGGUCGCCGAUACCUGAAACAAAGCGUUGCUCAGCCAACAAGCUCGGCUCAAUCGACAGCCAACGUGAGCGAGAUCGUGAAAGGAGUCAUAGAAGAUGUUCGGAGGAACGGUGACGCGGCAGUCCGCACCUACUCCGCCCGUUUUGACAAGUGGGAGCGUGCAUCGUUCAAGCUCUCGCAAGCGGAGAUCGAUGCUGCUAUUGCUGCUUGCCCAGCUCAGACAGUUGAAGAUAUCAAGCAAGUGCAGGCCAAUGUCCGGAGGUUCGCAGAAGCACAAAAGGAUUCCUUGAAGGACUUCGAGUUGGAGACGCAGCCGGGUGUGUUUCUUGGACAGAAGAACGUACCGGUCAGCUGCGUUGGAGCCUAUAUACCCGGCGGACGAUAUCCGCUUCUUGCGUCAGCGCAUAUGACCAUAUUGACAGCAAAGGUCGCAGGGGUGGGCCAUGUUAUAGGAUGCACACCACCCACUGCGGGCAAAAUACCUAACGCUACGGUAGCGGCUAUGCAUCUUGCCGGUGCCGACGAAAUCUUCAUUCUUGGCGGUAUACAAGCUAUAGCCGCUAUGGCGCUCGGUACGGAGACGAUGCGCAAAGUCGACUUUCUCGCAGGUCCAGGCAACGCUUUCGUGGCAGAGGCUAAACGGCAACUGUUCGGCUCGGUGGGUAUUGACCUCUUCGCAGGGCCUACCGAAAUCUUGAUCGUGACAGACGAGACGGCGAAUCCAUUCACGGUCGCCACGGAUAUCUUGUCACAGGCUGAGCAUGGAAUCGAUUCGCCUGCCGUCAUCAUCACAACUUCCACCAGUGUCGGAGAAGACUCCAUGAGGAUCAUUGACGACCUACUGACCGAGCUUCCCACGGCAGACAUAGCUGGUAGGGCGUGGAAAGGUUUGGGUGAAGUCGUAGUGGUAGACACGCUGGAUGAAGCCUGGGUACUGGCGGACGAGUACGCGAGCGAGCACGUGCAGAUAUUCACUCAGAGGCCGCGAGAAGCUCUGGAAAAGAUGCGUGCAUACGGGGCGCUCUUCUUGGGUGAGAAGACGUGUGUCUCUUACGGUGACAAGGUGAUCGGAACCAACCACGUGCUACCGACCCGGAAAGCAGCGAGGUAUACCGGUGGACUUUGGGUGGGCAAAUACCUUCGCACGGUGACGUAUCAGGAAGUGCGUAGUGAGAAGGCUAGUGGCGAGCUCGGCCGGCUUUGUGGGCGUGCAGCUAGAGCAGAGAACUUCGAAGCACAUGCACGGUCCGGCGAUCUGCGAGCUCAGCAGUAUUUGGGGGAUGAGUGUCGGUGGAUUCAGCUGCAUGGUGAGCGCCAGCAGGAGCAGGCCAAAUUGUAAGUAGUAACACCGUAACUGCGAACGCUCAUCCAGAGGCGCAUCACGUCUAACGCUCGCUCGGCGUCAUCCCGCUGUCAUUGUGAGUACUUGUGCGUUUAGGUCGUUCAGGCGCGCGAUAUGACGCUGGCCGCGACGUAGACUGUGU
Baudoinia panamericana UAMH 10762 is the source of this 1593-nucleotide messenger RNA. RefSeq lists its product as uncharacterized. Gene Ontology annotation, biological process: L-histidine biosynthetic process. Gene Ontology annotation, molecular function: NAD binding; histidinol dehydrogenase activity; metal ion binding. The coding region runs from base 108 to 1448 and encodes 446 amino acids. Gene Ontology annotation, cellular component: cytoplasm. Lineage: Eukaryota; Fungi; Ascomycota; Dothideomycetes; Mycosphaerellales; Teratosphaeriaceae. The transcript is spliced from 4 exons. The record is from RefSeq and is a predicted model, not a curated record.